UCUCAAUUUGCCAUGGUGGGUUUUGCCGGACUAUUUGCCCAGUUUGCUUUCGGAUUUCUUUUGGUGGUGUCUCUCAUCCCCGCUUGGCUAGUCUGCAUGUUCGCAAAACUGGUUCGUUUGUGCCUGUCACCUGAGAGGCACUCUGCCCUGGAGAAAUCUGUCAGUGGAGUUCUUAUUGUCAUGAUGGUCCUGCUUUGGCGCUUGCUAUUCUUCCUGUGUGCAUGGAUCAGGCUGGACGUUGAGUACUCGGAUGGGUCUUUCCUCGGAAUGCUGGGAAAGCCAGCUGUGCUGGUGAUGAACCACACUUCUUUUCUGGAUGCAAUGUUGGCCGUCUCUUUGGCGCCACUUCCCCGAAGUCUUGACGUACGAGUGUUGGUGGCCAACUAUGUCUUCGACAUUCCUCUCCUCGGCACUGUGAUGAGAGAAAUUGGAUUAGCAGAGGUUCCUUUCAAAGGAGCUGCAGGUGAACAUUCAAACAUGGCUGUCGACAAGAACUUGAUGGAUGAGAGGCUCAAAAGUUUCAAUGACCACGUCACGUGUGGCGGUGUCGGGGCUUGGUUUCCAGAAGGUUUGAGAAAUCGCGGGGAUCCCACAGUCCUUCAGGAAUUCCGUGCUGGUGCUUUCUCAGUGCCGGUGAGAACGGAUGUGGAAAUAUGGUGUUGUGCCGCAGUUGGAUGCAAUGUCAGCUGGCCUGUCAAAGCCACAGUGGGUGGACUUCCUGCUGACAUCCGAGUGAAGGUCUUUCGCUUGGCUGCCAGCAGCCACGCUUUGCUAACAGAUGUUGAGGGAGACGAACGAGCCAAGGCGAUUCAUUUGGCCAGCCUAGCAAAGGCAGCUGUCCAGGAAGGGAUCAACGAACUGGUGGCCAAAGACUCUGGAAAAUCUACACAAGAGAAGCAAAGCUAGUAUCGUUGCUCCUGUGAGAAGAUUUUCGGGCAGAGCAAAUGCCCUUAAAAGCCUUCAUUGUUUCAUGGCUCAAAGUUGGGCAGUUUGUGUUCUAACUGAGCAGUGCCGGUUUCGACUCCUCACUUUGUUUCGAGAUUCAGCUGAAGGGAAAAA
Cladocopium goreaui is the source of this 1059-nucleotide messenger RNA. The record is from the annotation of a GenBank genome assembly. NCBI's taxonomy places the organism in Eukaryota, Dinophyceae, Suessiales, Symbiodiniaceae.